Molecule: messenger RNA, 1778 nt
Organism: Raphanus sativus (radish)
Lineage: Eukaryota; Viridiplantae; Streptophyta; Magnoliopsida; Brassicales; Brassicaceae
Exons: 7
Coding region: 206-1531 (441 amino acids)
Source: RefSeq, a predicted model, not a curated record
GAAACUUUCCCUCUUCUCUGGAGCGAGAGAGAGCUUCGCUCUGCUAUAGAAACAGAGGAGCACUAGUUAGCUUACUCGUUUUCUCUAAGAUUUGUUAAAAAAUUUCUCGGAAAGCUUCAGCGACUGUGGGGAGAAAACAAAGAUUUGUUGAACUUUCUCGGAAAGCUUUUAGCAACAGGGGAGAAACAGAGAACAAGGACCUAAAAUGGAGAAAGACGAGUCAUUUGUGUACAACGAGGUGGUGGAGGAGGAGCAGAGUCCCCAAAGCAACCAGACGUGGCCGAUGGAUAUGAUCCGGCAGAGACGUUUCCAACACAAAAUGUCGUCUCUUUUGAGUCCGGCGACUCCUAAGAGGAACUACAGCGUUAGCAAUGCCAAGUCACUCCUCAAGAAGUACUCAAAGUCUGAUCCAAUCCCUCGUCGUAAGCGCUUUCCGGUUUCAUGCUCCGAUGAGGGAGUCUUGAUGGAUGGUGUUCUGGUCACAUCAGCCUCUGAGAAGAAAGCUUCAGAUUCACCUUCUAGAUUGAGCUCUCUUGGACGAUCUCCACGUUCUUCACUUGUCCGGAGUCAACAUAAGAAUAGCAGCAGCCCUAGGAGCCUAUCUGGAGGAAACCAGGAGGAUACCACUCGGUCUAAGACUUCUUCAGGUGGGAAAGUGAAGAUGUUGGCAGAUAGUCCUUGCACAAAACUAGAGACACCAAAGGCUGCUAAUCCUUCAACUCUGAAAGCUACUGCCGAACCAUUCACCUUCACACCGAGACCUUCACAAGGACUAGCUUCUCCCCUCCCAGUCCGGCAACUUCCAUUUGACCAUGGUCCACGUAUUCAAUGGGUUAAUCCGCCUCCUCACCAUCAGCUGCGUCCGAGAUAUGGUCAUUUAUACCUGCCUCCAAGCUACACUUACCCGAGAUCUCUACAAGUUCCUGACCUCUAUCCCACACAUUACCCAUUCAGGUCUCCAAGACCCAUUGGCUACCAAAUGGGUCAGGACCCCAGAAUCAUCUCACUACUUCCCACAACACCUCUCUCUACAAACACCAGCAAGCCACCUGUUCACACUCCCAUAUCUACUACCUCUACAGCCAAUCUCAGCACCGGUACUACAACACAUGACUCAAGACUAGACUCUUCGCUUUCUGCUGAUGGAGGACCUGAAACAGUGAUCCAAACUCAAGACUCUUCGUCACCUUCUGAUGAGCUUGAAACGAUGACACAGAAACAAGGCUUGUUGUCACCUUCGGAUGAGCUUGUCACGAUGGCUGCUGCUGAGCUCAAAACAUCAACUCAGAAACCAGGCUUUUCACCUUCUGCUGGACUUGGACUUGAAACUAUGAUGACAGAGAAAGACUGGUCACCUUCUGACGAUGGACUCCCAACACCCACAGAAGAAGCUCAAACUGACUUUAUGAAACCACAGGACAGAGUUCUCCCAGAUGACGCUUUCCAGCAUUACAUAUAUCGAAAGAGACUGCCAGUAUUCACUCAGAUUUGCUCUGAUGACGCAGAAGGGUGUGAUGAUGCCAGCCAUUAGGCCCAUACUGUCUUGCAAACUCUGUGAACAAGGUUUCCGCUUCCUCAACCUAAACCGCAGGUAACACUCUGUUCAUAUGAACUCCUUUCCCAUCCAUUAAACUUUUCAGAUUCUCAUAAAAGAACUAAAUAUCAUUUUGGUUACAAAUUCAAAGAAAGAUAGAUAAUACAAGUCCAUAGAAUAUAUACAGAUAUAUGCACUCUUUUCUAAUCAAAUGCAUCUUCUAAUGUUUUAUCCCAUUGAUGAA